UCCAGGGAACCCUAGCUUGUCUCUGUAGAAUGUACUAGAACUUAUUAGCGGAAACACAACGCCAUACUACAUCAAAACGGGCCUCGUUUCAUUGUUAUAGACCAGUCUGAGCAAAGUGUCGCGUCCUUGCCAAAUAAAUUAACCCGCGCCUCCGUUUUUAGGGAUAUAGUAGAGACUUGACAGCGAGCACGUGCAAGACUAUGGGGAAAGAAGGCGAAAUCAUUCAGGACGACCAACCUGUUGCUCCUGCGGUGUACUGGGCCCAACGCGAUGACGUCCUCAUCCUCACCAUACAGGUAGAAGACAUUGACCGCGACAAAAACAGGAAGGUCACGCUCAACGAGAAAAGCCUUUCUUUCAGUGGAAAAGGAGGAGCGGAAAACAAGGACUAUCACUGUGACAUUAAAUUCUUUAAGGAAGUUAAUGUAGAGGACUCUAAAUACAAUGCAACAGCAAGAGGGCUGAAAUUUCUCAUCAAGAAGAAAGAAAAAGGGCCGUAUUGGACUAGACUAACAGAGGACAAAGUGAAGCUCCACUGGCUGCGGACAGACUUCAGCUACUGGAAAGACGAGGAUGACUCAGACGAUGAAGACCAGCAGAGAGAUGCCAACUUAGAAAAGUUAAUGGCACAGAUGGGAGAGAGUGGAGGAGGUUUAGGUGACGGAGAUGCACCAAGCAUGGAUGAUCUGGAUGAUGAGAAGGAUAGCGAUGAUGAAGAGUUGCCAGACUUGGAGUAGAAUCGAAAAGUUCGUUAUGCAAACCAGCAGAUUUCACAUUUCUUCCAACAGUUUAGCCCCCCUUCUAUGUCUAGCCAGUUAGUUUUACUCAACUCUUCUCUUGUCCAUAACUGUAAAAUACUUCGUAGCUCUCAGCUGCUUAUACAUCAUUGCAGUGUUCUCAUUAUACGUUUUAUAUCAUGAAAACCACAACUUUCACAACUUGCAUUUGUACAUAGACUCAAAGGACUUACCAUGGGGAAAGUGUACUUUUUGUAGAUCUAUUACAAAUUUUUAUUUUGAGUAUUAAGUUCCAAUGUCCAUAUAUAACUCUUAAUGUUACACUUGAUUGCGUUAUCUUUGUAUCCGAUGUUUCUUUCACAACUUUCUUGGCCAAUUUGCAUUUUUGUUGUGUUUAAAAGGCUUUCAGAUGAGAAGAAAAUGGUGGCUCUAAUCUUAUGUUGUUAUCGACUUAUCUUUAGAAAGAUUUAAUUCGGAAUGUGAUUGUGAGGAAAAUGGUGUAAAGCUAUUACAUAGAAUUGCACGAGUUACGCUACACUGCAUUUUCAUGUGGAAAGCCUGCACCCCCCAAAAAAAGUUAGGAAGCAGUCUUUAGUGGAAUGAACUUCAACAUGUAACAUUUACAUGCAUAAAGAAGUCAAACAUUCUUUUAGUGGUGCAUACCACCAAACAAUCUGAUGGAAUACAAGUCAACACAGAUUUAGAGCAGUGUUUGGAGUUAUCCCCUGUGCAAAAAGUGCUACGAACGUCUCUGUUAUGCAGUUAGCAACCAUGAAAUCCAUACCAUUCUAAGUGUUCUUUAUUAGAAAGUGUAGAGUAGGCAUAGCAUGGUUUAGAAUUCAGUAUAGCAGCUUUCCUCAUUUGGUACAUCUUAUUGUUGGAAUAAAAACCAACCUA
Branchiostoma belcheri (Belcher's lancelet) is the source of this 1634-nucleotide messenger RNA. Its product is annotated as prostaglandin E synthase 3-like. Bases 201 to 737 code for a protein of 178 amino acids. Gene Ontology annotation, cellular component: cytosol; nucleus. Gene Ontology annotation, molecular function: protein-folding chaperone binding; Hsp90 protein binding. Gene Ontology annotation, biological process: protein folding; chaperone-mediated protein complex assembly. NCBI's taxonomy places the organism in Eukaryota, Metazoa, Chordata, Leptocardii, Amphioxiformes, Branchiostomatidae. The transcript is spliced from 8 exons. The record is from RefSeq and is a predicted model, not a curated record.